UACCGCGCACCGCAGUUUGAGCACCACCUGCUCUGUGCUACGACCAGUAGCUCGGUCUGAUCAGUCGAAGGGUCGAAACUCGUUGCAGCAUGCGUACCGAGCACGCUCCGGAGUCGGGGAGUGCAAGCUCUUCGACAGCUCACAGCGCGCGAAUCGACGGCGCUGAGCAGACAGUAGGGUCGAUUUGUUGUGGGUUGGGAUGAUGAAGGGAUUUGUAAAGCAAAGACGUAUCAGAGACGUUGGUGCCUCGACGCCCAGAAGAUUCGGGAGCGAGCUCGACCGAAUCCCUUCGAACUUCGCCGUCGGAUCCUAAUGGAAGUAAAGCAACGCGAUUGACCAAGGAAAUGCAAGAGGAAGAAGAGCCAAGCGUCAAGAUUCGAAGUCAGCCAGGUGAUAGCUCGUGCUGUGGUACCAGUAAAAGGCAUACAAACAAAGCUGACUUCUGGUCGGAGUGGUGAGGCACUGACAGCAGAGUCGCCGAGCGGAUACCGUCAUAGGAUGCUAGCCAGCUGUCUAGGGCAAGUGUCGCCCACAGUCUUGCCCAGCUAGCAGGCUCGUUGCACAGAGCUGUACGUGACGGAGUUGGGAGAAGGGGAAACGUUCCGACGUUGGGCUAAGCUGGGCAAGUCAUGAUGUCUGUGCUUGUCUCGGAUGAGAAUGAGCCAGACAUUGCCGCUGGCGAGCGAUGCUCGGUGACUGCGAUGCUUCGACCCCGCUUGAGGAAGGUUGACCGUGCAAAACUGUCCGAAUGCUGCGAGAUGCUGCGAGAGGAGCGGUCAUCGACUUUCGUCGCCCGUUGGUCAAGCAGGGCUAAACGGAUGCGGUAGGAAGCAAAGCGGCGGCCUUGCGUCGUCUGAGACUUGUGCGGGGAACUUUUGCUGCGAGAGAGCGCCACGGCGUCCACCACUCUGCGCAUUCAAGAACCGAGGAAGUUCGGCUCGCGCUCACAAGGUGCUCGUCGGAUGAGAUGCGGAUCAUGCGAAUGCGGUCUCAUUGAUUGUGCACAGCUGGAAGCAUCCGAUCCCACAGUCCGAGGCUGCCCAGAGCGCGACCGCCAUAACCCCGCCGCAAUCACAUCGCGCAUCAGCGCUCAGUGCAGCCUCGAGAACUCACACGAGAUGACGAUAGAAACCACAUCUUUCGCACCGCUGCCUCCUCCCACUGACCACUCUGCACUUCACACUCUCAACUGCUCGACGAAAGCGAGGUACUUUCCAGGGUUCGAACAGAGCUGCCGAGAAGCUCGUUGCUGCGCAGAGGAUCUGCAAGAUGUCUGCACGAAGCCCGAUGCGGAGCAUGAAUUUUCAAGCCUUGAAGUGGCAUACCGGUACCGGUACAGUAGUGACCAUGGGGCGGUAGUGGAGACCAGCUGAACGGUGCAAUGCAGUGACGAAUGGACGAGGGUGCCAAGAUCUAAGUAGGGCAGAUGGCCUAGCUAGGCAUUUGGGCAGAGGAGGAGGAAGUGCUGAGAAAGGUGGGCCGGGUGAAAGGAAGGUAAGGGGAAGGGUAGGGUGAGAUGACAUGGCGCAUAAGUCGGCAGGCGCGGUCGUGGCUAGCAGUCACAGUGGUGAGUUGUGCGUCUGAGUGUGCGCGCGGGCUGGCCGCGUCCUGGCUGCGGUGCUCGAUCACAAAGCAAGACAAGCGUGUGAGACAUGUAGAGGUUGGUGUGGUAAUCACGAGGGC
Molecule: messenger RNA, 1683 nt
Organism: Ceraceosorus bombacis
Lineage: Eukaryota; Fungi; Basidiomycota; Exobasidiomycetes; Ceraceosorales; Ceraceosoraceae
Source: the annotation of a GenBank genome assembly